AUGGUGGCUCCCAGGGCCCGCUGCGCCCAGGCGCGCCGCUCCGUGGUGGUCGAGGCCAAGGGGAAGACCCGCAUGAGGGGCGGCGGCGCCCCGCGCGGGCAGCCCCAGAUCCCCGUGCCCCCCGUGGACCCCAACAACGCGGAGUUCGUCAUCUUCGUGCGCUCGAAGAAGCUCCCGUCCUGGGCGCCGCUCACGAUCAUCAAGGGCGGCGCGGCGGCCAACAUGCUGGUCAAGUCGCAGGAGAGCGACCUCGGGCAGAAGCUGUACAAGGACACGCUGACGAAGAACCUCGCGCAGGCGCUGUACAAGGACUACAACAGCGUGUGCGGACAGGUGCGCCGGCAGUACCCCAUGCUGAAGGCCGCCAAGGAGCUCGAGUUCGGGUACAAGAUCCGGGACAAGGAGAACCCCGCGGAGUGGUACGUGCCCAAGGGCAUCAAGGUCAUGCCCGACAAGGACGGCUUCGAGGAGAUGUCGGACAACGUGUUCGACAACAUCGGGAAGAGCGUGAGCAAGUUCCUCAAGGGCGGGGCGCCGGUCAAGUCCGGGCUGUGA
Molecule: messenger RNA, 555 nt
Organism: Pedinophyceae sp. YPF-701
Lineage: Eukaryota; Viridiplantae; Chlorophyta; Pedinophyceae
Source: the annotation of a GenBank genome assembly